AUGGAUGAGCACAAGAUAGAAAUCAAAGAGCAUUAUAACAGCAUAAAGGAUAAAGGACUUGGAGGAAGAAGCCAGAGUAAAGCAAUAAACAUAAGAAACACAAACAACUUUAUCAAAGCAUGCUUGAUAAGGAUGUAUGUUAAGAGAGGAGACUCGGUGUUGGAUCUUGGAUGUGGAAAGGGAGGAGACCUGUUGAAAUACGAAAAGGCUGGGAUUGGAGUGUAUCAUGGAAUUGACAUUGCUGACGUGUCAAUAAACGAUGCAAAGCUUAGAUUUGAUAGUAGGAAGAAAAGUUUUAAAGCGUCGUUUAGUGUUAGUGAUGUGUAUGGCCAACACAUGGAUCUUGGGAUGCAGUUUGAUCUUGUUUCCUCACAGUUUAGCUUUCACUAUGCAUUUUCAGACAGUUUGCUGCUUGAUGUUGCACUGCAGAAUGUAGAAAGACAUUUGAAGCCUGGGGGAUUUUUUAUUGCAACUGUGCCAUCAAAAGACGUGAUUCUGCAGAGACAUCAACAGGGUAGAUUACAUAAUGAAUUCUACAAGAUUGAGCUGGAUACGGACAUAAAGAUGUCACUAGAAACGGCCAAGGAGUAUCGCUUCACAUUAAUAGACUCUGUGAAUAAUUGCAUUGAAUACUUUGUAGACUUUGAUAGGAUGGUCGAAGGCUUUCAGAAGCUUAAGAUAGACCUGAUUAGUAGAAAAGGCUUUAUUGAUUUCUAUGAAGCAGAGUGUGAUAAAAACCUUGAGCUUUUGAAGAGAAUGAAUUUGUGUAAGCUCAAGAGCGAUGAAGCAGAAGUUGUUGGAAUUUAUGAAGUCAUUGUUUUCAGAAAGCAAAUGGCUUAA
This is a messenger RNA of Ordospora colligata OC4, 840 nucleotides long. RefSeq names its product mRNA capping enzyme. The transcript has a single exon. Gene Ontology annotation, molecular function: mRNA 5'-cap (guanine-N7-)-methyltransferase activity. Gene Ontology annotation, cellular component: nucleus. Bases 1 to 840 code for a protein of 279 amino acids. Gene Ontology annotation, biological process: 7-methylguanosine mRNA capping. NCBI's taxonomy places the organism in Eukaryota, Fungi, Microsporidia, Ordosporidae. The record is from RefSeq and is a predicted model, not a curated record.